AUGUCACUCACUACGCGCCUCUCAUUCCUCUUCCUCGCCCUUAUCGCCCUCACAAUCUCAGCCUUAGCCGCCGACACCAUCCUCCCCGCAGCAGCCUCCAGCAAAUUCCCGCAAUGCGGCCUGACUUGCACCACCCUGACAAGUGCGCAGACCUCCUGUGAAUCAGGCGAAGCCUCCACCUGGACCUCAUGCUUCUGCCAGUCAUCCCUACUCACCGGCCUCAAAACCUCCGGCAGCAUCUGCCCCUCUUGCAGCGCCGCAGACCAAACCACUCUCUCAACCUGGUACGUCGACUACUGCAACUCCGGCGGCAAGGAUACCGGCACUGCCACCACAACAACCAAGUCCUCAACCGACGCAACCUCUACUUCGACUUCCACCUCCAGCGCAACCACAAACACAACCUCCACAGCGGAUACGAAGAAGUCAUGGUGGAGUACCCACUACCGCUGGAUCAUCAUGCUCAUCGUGCUGGUCAUCGGGUUUAGCACCAUCGCCGUACUCGGCGUAUGGUUCAAGCGCCGCUACGAUGCUAAACGGCCUAAUCUCUACCACGGCGGCGGCAGCAGCUUUUUGACUGCUGCUUCCCCGCCCGGUCCGCGCGAUGCCGCCUGGGCUGUGCCGGUGCCGGUGCAGACCAACGCCCUUGGCGCCGACUCCUUGGCUAGUAGCUCGCGCUCUACGAUGGCGAAGACUAGCACCCCGGUGCCUGGGGCCCGCACGCGAUUGACAAAGGUCGAGCAGAGCUCUGGGGAUUUGGAGAUUCGGCAGGUUUAA
Messenger RNA from Penicillium psychrosexuale, 777 nucleotides. RefSeq lists its product as uncharacterized. The transcript is spliced from 2 exons. Lineage: Eukaryota; Fungi; Ascomycota; Eurotiomycetes; Eurotiales; Aspergillaceae. The record is from RefSeq and is a predicted model, not a curated record. The coding region runs from base 1 to 777 and encodes 258 amino acids.